This is a messenger RNA of Petromyzon marinus (sea lamprey), 1973 nucleotides long. RefSeq names its product guanine nucleotide-binding protein G(s) subunit alpha-like. Lineage: Eukaryota; Metazoa; Chordata; Hyperoartia; Petromyzontiformes; Petromyzontidae. Gene Ontology annotation, molecular function: GTPase activity; G protein-coupled receptor binding; GTP binding. Gene Ontology annotation, cellular component: cytoplasm; heterotrimeric G-protein complex. The record is from RefSeq and is a predicted model, not a curated record. Gene Ontology annotation, biological process: adenylate cyclase-activating dopamine receptor signaling pathway; sensory perception of chemical stimulus.
GGGGGCUCGCGGCUCCCGCCUCCCCCUCGCAAGAGAGCGAGAGAGAGAGAAAAAAAUUAAUUAUAACAUCACCGCAAUUAGCCCGAUUAAUUAACACCCCCCCCCCUCCACUACCAACCAACCUCACAAACCCAAUUACCGUCAAACCGCAAUCGUCGUCGCGUGAGGGAGAGUCUCGCGCGGGCGCGGGAUUUUUUUCUCUCUUUCCCCGCGGCCGUGUUUGUCUCUCUCCUUCCCGCCACCACCACCACCAACCCCCACCAUCACCACACCGCCCCCCAACCAGAACCGUCCGCGCGGCUAACCCCCUCACAACCUCCUCACGCUACCGUCGCCACCACCGCCGCCGCCGCCACCGCCGCCGCCGCCGUCUCGCAUAACGGUCGCGCCCCGCGGGCCGGGCCAGGCCGGGGGAGGAGGAGGAGGAGGGCGACGAGGAGGGAGGGAGGGAGGAGAAGGAGAAAAUUGCCGCCAUGGGCUGCUUCGACAGCAAGACCGAAGAUCAGCGGACUGACGAGAAGGCGCAGAGGGAGGCCAACAAGAAAAUCGAGAGACAGCUCGCGCGGGAGAAGCAGCAGUACCGCGCCACGCAUCGCCUCCUCUUGCUGGGGGCGGGCGAGUCAGGCAAGAGCACCAUCGUAAAACAGAUGAGGAUCCUACACGUGGACGGAUUCGACCCCGAGGAGAAGAAGCAGAAGAUAGAAGACAUCAAGAGGAACAUCAAGGACUCCAUCGUGACCAUCACGUCGGCCAUGAGCACGCUCACGCCGCCCGUGUCCAUCGGCAACCCGGCCAAUCAGAAGAGCCUGGACUUCAUGCUCAACACGGUGACGCGCAUGGAGUACGAAAUAACGCCGGAGUUCUACGUCCACGCCAAGGCACUGUGGGAGGACGACGGGGUCAAGGCCUGCUUCGAGCGCUCCAACGAGUACCAGCUCAUCGACUGCGCAAAGUACUUCCUGGACAGAAUAGACGUCAUCAGUCAGAGCAACUACUCACCCACCGACCAGGAUCUACUGCGGUGCCGAGUUCUCACAUCGGGGAUUUACGAGACGAGGUUCCAGGUGGACAAGGUGAACUUCCACAUGUUCGACGUGGGUGGACAGAGGGACGAGAGGAGGAAGUGGAUCCAGUGCUUCAACGACGUGACGGCCAUCAUCUUCGUGGUGUCGAGCAGCAGCUACAACAUGGUGCUGCGAGAAGACCCGUCACAGAACCGGCUGAGGGAGUCCCUGGAGCUCUUCAAGAGCAUCUGGAUAAACAGGUGGCUGCGCUCAAUCUCCGUGAUCCUGUUCUUGAACAAGCAAGACGUCCUGGCCGACAAGGUGCUGGCCGGGAAAUCCCGUAUCGAGGACUACUUCCCCGAGUUCGAGCGAUACACCGUGCCUGACGACGCCACCUCCGACGAGGGCGAGGAUCCCAGAGUCACGCGCGCCAAGUUCUUCAUUCGAGACGAGUUCUUGCGCAUCAGCACGGCGAGCGGGGACGGCCGCCACUACUGCUACCCGCACUUCACGUGCGCCGUCGACACGGAGAACAUCCGGCGCGUCUUCCAGGACUGCCGUGACAUCAUCCAGCGCAUGCACCUGCGCCAGUACGAGCUCUUGUGACGCCCCACCCCCCUCCCCCCCCCACACACCACCCCCCUCCCCGCCGGCGCCCGCCCUCGCCGGGCCCCCGCCGGAGCAACGGCGACCGCGACGCCGCCAGCUCGGCAAAACCACCGUCGCCACGACCGCCACAGCCACCGCCGACGGCGGCGACGGCGACGGCGACGCCACCGUCCUCCCCUUCCUGGCGCGUCGGCACAAUCGUUGUUGUAGCUACGGUAACGGUUGGCGGUGCCGGCGACCGUGAAAUCGGUGGCGUCGAGUUAUGGAAAGGGCGCGGUCCGGGGGAGGGGGGGCGGCAGGCCGACGGUUUUGGCGGUGUUCCCAUCGGCAAGCCGUCGACAUCGCAAUCCAUACCCCCCC